Messenger RNA from Episyrphus balteatus (marmalade hoverfly), 1211 nucleotides. Its product is annotated as chymotrypsin-2-like. Lineage: Eukaryota; Metazoa; Arthropoda; Insecta; Diptera; Syrphidae. The coding region runs from base 103 to 891 and encodes 262 amino acids. Gene Ontology annotation, molecular function: serine-type endopeptidase activity. Gene Ontology annotation, biological process: proteolysis. The transcript has a single exon. The record is from RefSeq and is a predicted model, not a curated record.
AAUUUUUAGAUAAAGCAAAAUGUCUAGUCACUUUGUUUGGCUAUAAAAUGAAAAGGUUCACAACAAAAUUCGAUAAUUUAAAAUAAUAACAGCUUUAUCGUAAUGCAAGUAGUAACUGUGUUAUUAGUACUGGUAGUGAGUUCUACCUAUGCCCACAUUGUUAGGGAUCGCAUAAAGAACUCUAAAGUUAAUAAAAACAAACGAAUUUUCGGUGGUGAGCCUGCAGAACCAGGAUUCGCAACAUAUCAAGUGUCAAUACAAACACCAUUAUUCGAACACAUUUGUGGAGGAAGUAUUAUCGGUGAUCGAUAUAUUCUUACUGCUGGACAUUGUAUAAAAAACUACAUUAACAAGCACAGAGAGUCAGAAUUGCAAAUUGUAACUGGAACCAAUCGUUAUGACAAACCUGGUGGAGUAUAUUAUGUUAAGGAUUUGAUUCUUCAUUGCAACUAUGGCAUCAAGGAAUACCACAAUGAUAUUGGGCUGAUUCGCCUAAAUGAGUCAAUAGUGUUUAAUAAAUUCACACAACCAAUUCUUCUUCCAACUGAACCUUUGAAAGAUGGUGACGAAGUUGUGCUAACUGGAUGGGGUAAUACGGAUUAUAUCAAUGAUCUUCCGGAUGAUCUUCAAAAGAUAACACUUAAGUAUGUUCCACGAAAAGAAUGCCUAGAAGCUUUGGAUAACAAUCCAGGACUGGAUAUUGGACAUAUUUGUACUUUUACAAAAGAAGGAGAAGGUGCUUGUUAUGGUGAUUCGGGAAGUCCAUUGGUUAAGGACGGUUUUGUUUUUGGUGUUGUGAAUUGGGGCUUCGCGUGUGCAACUGGUAAACCUGAUGCACAGGCGAAUGUGCACUUUUACAAUGAUUGGAUAAGGACUCAAAUGAAAGAUUAAUGGAAUGACAGAUAUAUCAAAUAAGAAGCACGUGUGGAUAAAUUCAUUUAUAAUAUCAAAUUUAAUUUUAAUAAAAAAAAGGCUUAUUUUAAACUGGUAGGAAAAAAACUCGAAUUUUGUAGCUGGAGAUUUGCUUUAUCAACUACAGUCAAACAAUUUUCCAACAAAAUAUUCCACUUACCGAGAGUGGUUGAAAAUUUGCAGCCAGCUCUUAGACCAUAACAAAAUAUUACUCACCUUAGUGAUAUGCAAUGUUUUUUGUCACUUAUUUGUUGUAGUAAUAUUCCGAUAUAAAUGAUUUUUAACGUAUAUCCAAUAGG